Brassica napus (rape) is the source of this 1248-nucleotide messenger RNA. RefSeq names its product thionin-like protein 2. The record is from RefSeq and is a predicted model, not a curated record. The coding region runs from base 853 to 1248 and encodes 131 amino acids. The transcript has 2 exons. NCBI's taxonomy places the organism in Eukaryota, Viridiplantae, Streptophyta, Magnoliopsida, Brassicales, Brassicaceae.
UUUGUUGUAUUUGAUAUUUUUAUUUUGUUAUUAGCAAAUCAAUAAAUAAAACUGCGAACCCGGAACUAUAUUCAAGCAUAUAAUUUUUUUUCCUCAAAAAUUAUUCGCAGAUAAGUUAGCAACAGUACUAUACUGAUCUUUAAGAAGCUUUGAUGAUUUUAGAUCUCAAAAUUUAAAUAUAUACAUUUAUUUUUAGCACGCAAGUUACAAGUUUUUAGUUUAAAAUUUGCAUGGCACAAUAUGGACAGUAUGCACAUAAAUCUUUAUUUAUUUUAUGAGAGGUUAUAAAUAUAACAUAAUAUAAUUUAUCUGCACAUGGUCCUCGUAGAAACUAGAGGGUUACUAUACUAUUGUAAACGAGUAAAUUUGAAUAAGAUAUAAACUUUGACCAUCAAAUAAAAGUAUUAUUCAUACACAUUAAUAUAUAUACAUUUUUGAAAGCACUCUCAUACAUAUGCAUGAGACGUCAAAACAAGAAAAAGUAGAUUUAUGUAUUUAAGUAGAUGAUAUCUGAAAAGUUUGCACAUAUAUACGUUAAUGCAAGUUUUUGCAUAUCACAAACAACAUAAUAUAAUCACCAAACUGGAAACAAAUAAAAUUUAAAUAUGUUAUUAUCAUAAAAUCUGCUCCAUAAUAUUGCACCUAAUAUGUAGUAAAAUUGUUGACUGUAGAAAUGUUAAUCAUUAAAAAGGAUUUUUUUCUCUAUAAAUAUCAUUAUACAAAAGGUUCCACAAUCUCUAUAUAAACGAACAUUAACAACAGAGGCUAACAACAUCCACAAUCAACAAAAAAAUUACCUCAAAUUAUAUAACUAAUCAUCUCUUCAAACCAAAAAAAAAAAGAGAGAAAAAAAUGGGAAGCAAAAGAGUGAACAUAAUAUUCAUUUCAAUGAUGGUAGUGAUGGUAACGGGGAACUUUGUGGUUAAGACACAAGCUCAAGACACUCUCUCUUUUAGAACUUGUUAUCCAAGUUGUAUUGAUGGUUGUGCCGUUGAGAAGCAGUUACCAAAAUUACUUUUGUGUCCAUUCACUUGUCUCCUUACUUGUCUUGCUCCUCCAACAUCAAAUAUUCCUUCUCCUCCUUCUCAAAUGUUUUUGGCGAGGGAAAUCGAUCAUAUUGAUUACUUUUGUAAGCUUGGUUGUGCUACUAAUCAUUGUGCUUCCCUUUCUUCUCUCAAAAAUCCGAAUGUAGACAAAGUUGCGGACUGUGUGGAUUCAUGCUCAGACAAGUGCUCCAACAAGAACUAA